AUCCAAAUAGCCUAGGUCGUGCACAAACACUGAGGCUGAGAACAAUUUGUAUUUAUUAAUGGUUAUCUCCUAUCGGUGUACAUUAUGGCGCUCGUAGGAUUGUUUGAUAAAUUACACUUUUUUAUGUAAUAUUUUAGAAUAGUUUCUACGCAAUAUUGAUACAUGAGGUCCCUGGUAAAUAUAAUGGACAAUCUGUGCUGAAAGGGCUGGUCUUCAAUAGGGCACAGUGACAGACUGCAUAUUGCGUAAGGACUGGGCUGUGGGGAAGAGAUAACAGACGCAUUUUUUCCCCCAUUUGUUCUCCGACAUUGACGAUCAUGAGCACAGACUGGACACCCACCCUAUGGUCAGAGUGUUUUGAGGAGAUGUUGGAUGAGGAGUUGGACAGCAGUGACCAGUGGGCCUUCCACUUCAACUAUGGCCUGACAGAAGCACUCACCAAGGAGGAGAUGAGGAGAGGAUGGAGGGUGUACAGCCACUGUGCCUAUGGACGGUUCCAGUGUGGUGGGUGUUCUAAGACGUGGCGGUCGGCACGGGUGGUGCUAAUGUUCCGGUACCGUCUACGGGAUACGACAGCCAGGGGGACCGUGCUGAUGCGGCCGUAUGGCCAGGCAUGCAAACGCUGCCGGGAAGAGUUUGAACUCCCAGGUUUCUCCCAGAACGAGGUGGAGGAGGCACUGCUUGGAUUGUUUGGAAAAAUUAAGAAGAACUGCUACGACGAGGAUGAGGAGGAGGAAGAGGAGGAGGAGGAAGACGAGGAGGAGGAGGAAGAGGAGGAGGAGGAGGAGGAAGACGAGGACGAGGAGGAGGAGGAAGACGAGGAGGAGGAGGAAGAGGAGGAGGAGGAAGAAGAGGAGGUGUCGAGGAGGCCCCAUGAGAAAGCCCUGUGUGAAGCCUGCAGACUGGGCAUCUGCUGUCAAGAGUAGAGAAAAAGAGAUAAAGUGUGUGUGUGUGUGUGUGUGUGUGUGUGUGUGUGUGUGUGUGUGUGUGUGUGUGUGUGUGUGUGUGUGUGUGUGUGUGACAGAGAGGGGAACGUAUAUCCUAAUGCUGUCUAGAAAUGGUUGUAAAAAUAUUAAGAACAGCACUAUCUAUUAUGUGCCUAAGGACUCCAUACAAUCUUUAUGUAGCCUAAUGUAAUGUACUAUCAAUAGCGAUGACCUAAUAUUUUAUCCAUACUUGUACUUUGGAGUUGUGUGGUAAACAUGUAUUAUUAUGUAUUAUGUGUGUAGUAAACAUGUAUUAUGUGUAAUAAACAUACAGAAUGGGAAGAC
This is a messenger RNA of Oncorhynchus tshawytscha (Chinook salmon), 1271 nucleotides long. RefSeq names its product receptor-transporting protein 3-like. The record is from RefSeq and is a predicted model, not a curated record. Lineage: Eukaryota; Metazoa; Chordata; Actinopteri; Salmoniformes; Salmonidae. The transcript is spliced from 4 exons. Gene Ontology annotation, biological process: protein targeting to membrane; protein insertion into membrane. Gene Ontology annotation, molecular function: olfactory receptor binding. Bases 318 to 926 code for a protein of 202 amino acids.